GCACAUCAAGCCAUCAAAGAACUUUGUGAUGAAAAUGUACUCGGUUCCCUACACAAAGGAGGAGAUGGAGAAAGAUUUCAAGGCAUUCUUUCAGGUUUCAUUUGAAGAGGGAUCUUUUUUUGAAAGAUUUUUUAAAGUAUUUGAAAGUAUGAAAAGAAUCACUAAAUUGGAGGUCUCCAGCUGUGAACAUCUCCUGCAAAACAAAGAGCUCAUCAGGUACCUUGAGGAGAGUAAGUCUGAUGCUGUCCUUACAGACCCAUUUCUACCCUGUGGGGCCAUCCUGGCUGAGCAUCUUUCCCUUCCUUCCAUGUAUUUCUUACGAGGAGUCCCAUGUGGGUUAGAUUUUGAAGCCACUCAGUGUCCCAGGCCCCCUUCCUAUGUGCCCAGGAUACUUACAGACCUUACAGACCGCAUGACCUUUCUCCAGCGGGUGAAGAACCUUCUCUUUGACAUCCCAAAUAUUUUCCUCUGUGAUUUUGUCUUUCAAUCCUACUCAAAACUGGCUUCCGAGUUCCUGCGGCGGGAGGUGACUGUGCUGGAUCUUUUACGCAAGGGCUCUGUUUGGCUCCUGAGGUUAGAGUUUGUGCUUGACUACCCAAGGCCUUUGAUGCCCAACAUCAUUCCAAUUGGAGGAGUAAACUGUGCUCACAAGGAGCUACCACAGGUGGUCUGGUUUUAAUCCAUGCCCUGAUGG
Messenger RNA from Cyanistes caeruleus (blue tit), 694 nucleotides. NCBI's taxonomy places the organism in Eukaryota, Metazoa, Chordata, Aves, Passeriformes, Paridae. The record is from RefSeq and is a predicted model, not a curated record.